Messenger RNA from Passer domesticus (house sparrow), 1983 nucleotides. RefSeq names its product serine/threonine-protein kinase pim-1-like. The record is from RefSeq and is a predicted model, not a curated record. Gene Ontology annotation, cellular component: cytoplasm. NCBI's taxonomy places the organism in Eukaryota, Metazoa, Chordata, Aves, Passeriformes, Passeridae. Gene Ontology annotation, molecular function: protein serine/threonine kinase activity; ATP binding. Gene Ontology annotation, biological process: protein autophosphorylation. The transcript is spliced from 7 exons. The coding region runs from base 1 to 1059 and encodes 352 amino acids.
AUGCCUGGGGCUGGGGCGGCAUCGCCGGCUUUUGGCUCCGCCUGGCCCGAGCCCGAGCCCGGCCCCGUCCCCGACGCAGGGUCCAGUCCCGGCCCCGACCCCGACCCCGAGCCCGGCCCCGGUCCCGGCUCCUCCCGGGGCCCGCGGAGGACACAGGCGGCGCAGCCGCUCCCGCCGCCUCCGCUGCGGCUUGCCCGGCCCGAGCUCCGCCGCUCGGCAGCGCGGCCGCCGGGGCGGGUGGGGAUGCCCGGGAAGGCGCAGGAGGCCCUGCAGGAGCGGUACCGCCUGGGUUCCCUGCUGGGGCGCGGCGGAUUCGGCAGUGUCUGCUCGGCGACGCGGCUCUCGGACGGCGCCCCGGUGGCCAUCAAACGCGUGCCGCGGGAUCGCAUCCGGCACUGGAGCGAGCUGCCCGACGGCACCAGCGCGCCCCUGGAGAUCGUGCUGCUGGCCAAGGUGUCCUGUGGCUGUGCUGGUGUCAUUCAGCUGCUGGAGUGGCUUGAGCUCCCCGACAGCUUCUUGCUGGUGAUGGAGCGUCCAGAGCGGUGCCAGGAGCUCUCGGGUUUCCUGGUGGAGCGGAGGUUCCUGCCGGAGGAGGAGGUGCGGGGGCUGUUCCGCCAGGUGCUGGAGGCCGUGCGGCACUGCACCAGCUGCGGGGUCCUGCACAGGGACAUCAAGCCCGAGAACAUCCUGCUCGACCUGGCCAGCGGGCAGCUGAAACUGAUUGACUUUGGCUGUGGCGCCUUCCUCCAAGACACAGCCUACACCCAGUUUGCAGGAACCCUGGCCUACAGCCCUCCAGAGUGGACCCAGCACCAAAGCUACCAUGGCGAGGCAGCGACGAUCUGGUCCCUGGGCCUCCUGCUGUACCAGCUGGUCGUGGGGAAGCACCCGUUCAGGAGGGGCCAGGAGAUCAUCUGGGGGCGCAUCUUGUUCCCAGCACGGCUCUCUCAAGAGUGCCAAGAUGUCAUUAAGCGGUGUUUGUCCAUGCAGCCCUCGGACAGGCCAUCAUUAGAAGAGCUUUUCUGCCAUCCUUGGGUGCAGGGUGCUCCUCAGCCCUAGAAGAUGGGAGAGAUCCAUGUGCACAGUUGGAUCCAGGGGCCUGGCAGGUACCAGCUCCACACAUCUCUUGGCACUCAGUGGCAAAGCAAACCAGACUGGUUUUGUCCUGCCUGUAGCUCUGAGCAGGGGUCAGCAGAAGGGAACAAGCAGCUCUUGGGCGGGAGCUGAGCUGGAGAUCUGGUGUGGCAAGCACUGGUGGCCACCAUCCCCCCGGUUUGUUUGUCUGGUUCAUGGAUGGCUGGGGCCCUGGGCAGAGCCCUGACAGCCUGGUCUGUUCCCAGGGAAGGAGAAGGAGCUCCUGGAGAAGCUGUACCAGGUGGGGCUGCUGCUGGAGACAGCAAGGACAACCUCAAGGACAGCAGUCUCUUCCUUGGCCUGGCCAGCUGAAGAAGAUGGACUUGGAUUCUGGCACCUUCUCUAAAGACACACUCCACACCCAAUUUGCAGAGGUGCCACAAGUGGGCCAAAGCUGGCGAGUGGGCCGUGUCCCUGAGGCAGUGCAGUCUGGAGCUGAUGGAUGGAGAAUUGCCUUUCUGCACUCCCAAACCAGAGGAAAAAUCUGUAAGUGGGACUUUGUGUCUUUAAGAAACCCCUGACAGUUUCAAAGGGAAUGUGCAGCUCAUUCACAGGGUGAGAAGGAAGGGCAUCUUCUGAAAGGUUUGGGGUUUGACAGAGGUUAUAUUCCCAGUGCUGCUUGGAGCUGGAAGGGCACAAAGCAAUUUCCCAUUGCUUCAACCACAAUUUAAAAUAACAAUGUUGGAAACAAAGCCCAAAAACUUUUUAAAAAGGCUGCUGAGGUCAGUAAGAUGGAUCCAUGCCAUCAGCACAUUCACAAAGUAAUGUAUGAAAAAAAUUACUGAGUUUUCUUCUUCAAAAGAUCAUUUGCCUCUUAAUACAAAGUCACAAAAGAUUUUUCACUGCACA